CGCGAGUGAGUGUCCGUCACUGAGUGGAGUGCAGCGGCUGCAGUUGACAGGAAAAACUUCAUUAUUCAGUUGUGCUCGGGCAAGAUGUUCUCAACCAUUGUCAUCCAGUUUCUAAAGAAAUAUUUUACGGUGGAACUCGUAAUAUUUUUCUACUUCUACGGGUUUCUUAUGAACCUGCCAGUCCUGACAAUUUACGUGUACGAGCGAAUCAGUGAUGAGAAAGGAUUUCCGUACAAGAACCUCAGCCAAAGCGAUGACGGAAGCGGCUGCGGAGGAGAAGGCCUGGGGCAAAAUUCAACAUUGGGGGAACUGGAAAAUGAGGUGCAAACUCUGGCUUCCCAGCUUGGCAUGACUUACAAUCUUGUCCUAACCCUGCUCUCCCUUGUUGUGGCGCCGCUCUGGGGACCGUGGACUGAUAAUGGCGGCAGAAGAAAACCUGCCUUGCUUGUUGCCAUAUUGGGGGCGUGUCUGGAGAUGGUCAUUACCCUGUUGGUAAUGUAUUUUGACUGGUCAGUGUACGUUUUGAUUGUGGGCGCGGCUUUGAACGGCUUGUCGGGAUUUGCGACAGUUUUGUUCGUCGGAGCAACGGCAUACAUAGCUGACGUUUCCAGCAAAGAAGAAAGAGCUUUUCGAAUUGCGGUGAUGUACAUGCACGUAUUCCUCGCUGGAGUCAUCAGUCAACUGACCAGCGGUCUUUGGAUUCAAAAUGUGGGAUUCAUUCCUUCUGCUUGGUUCAUGUUGGCUUGCUACGUUCUCUCUGGAGUUUGGGCUCUAUUCUGCGUGCGGGAAAUUCCCCGAGGAAACAGCAACGAAAAAAUGGUUGGAUUUUUCAGCAUUGAUAAUAUAAAAUGUUUUAUCAAUGUCUUCCGAAAGCAGAGAAAGGCUGGACGAAAUAAUUUUCUCUUGCUGAUGGUUUGCGAAGGCGUGAUUUUCCUAUCGACCUUGGGCAUUGCUGGCGUAAAAGGGUUGUUUAUUCUGAGAAGUCCUCUUUGUUGGGGCCCACACCUGGUUGGGUAUUAUUUUGCAUUUGAAGGGUUCGUUCAUGGUAUUGGAAGCGUGGUUGGCAUUCACUGCUUCGGACGCUGCUUGAAAGAGUUGAGUGUCGUCCGCAUUAGUUUGGUUUCCGUGAUUCUGGCUUUGGUUAUGUUGGCGUUCUCCGAUCGCACUUGGAUGGUGUUUGUUGCGGUCGUGGUCGGUGUCUUCUACGGAGUAGCUGAUCCAGUUUUGGUGGGAGCAAUGUCGAGAAUAGUGUCAGAUGAAGAGCAAGGUGCCAUGUUUUCUGCUUAUGAGAUGGUCAUUGCAUUGAUGCAGCUAAUAGGCGCCGUGCUCUUCAACACAGUUUACCAGGCAACGCUUUCUCUUUCGUUUCAAGGUCUGGUCUUCCUGUUGUGUGCAGUGUUGAUCCUUAUUCCCUUUGUUCUCGUGAGCUUCAUAGAACUGCCACCUAUCGAGGAAGACGACAAGGUGAAAGAAGAUGACGAGUUAGAGAUGAAACAGGUCCAACAUGCAUCCGGGGAAUAGUACAAAUAAUUGCCUUAAGAGCCGUAAGGGGGUAAAUUGUUAUCGUGACGCAACCAAAAAUCCUCCUAACCCUCCCAGGCAAUAAGUGGAUAUGCAUAAAUAAAGAUAAUAAAAAUGCAUUAUUUAGGCUUAGUAGUUUGAUGAAAAAAAUUUAUCAUGCGCAACGCGUUUGAGCACCA
Messenger RNA from Pocillopora verrucosa, 1700 nucleotides. Lineage: Eukaryota; Metazoa; Cnidaria; Anthozoa; Scleractinia; Pocilloporidae. The record is from RefSeq and is a predicted model, not a curated record.